Molecule: messenger RNA, 918 nt
Organism: Vicia faba (fava bean)
Lineage: Eukaryota; Viridiplantae; Streptophyta; Magnoliopsida; Fabales; Fabaceae
Source: the annotation of a GenBank genome assembly
AUGAUUAAUACUCUCACACUUCACCCAACUACCCGUCUUUCUUCUCUCCCUCUUCACCUCACACACUUCCCACCCAUUUCCCAUUCUUCUCCUUUUUUUCUCCCCAAUCUCAAACCCAUUUCCCCUCUCACUUCCUUGUUUUCUUCCACUCCACUACAGUCUCCCUCUCGCCGGAAACUUCCUUCUUCCACCAUGCUCCACCAUGACCCUAUUGUCUCUGAUUUCAUUGCAACGGCUAUCUCUGGUGUUGUUGCUACCUCGUUUCUUAGGUUGUGGCAAGAAACUGCAAAACGUGGACUUUUUGAUCAGAAAUUGAAUAGGAAACUUGUGCACAUAUCUAUUGGGCUGGUAUUCAUGCUCUGUUGGCCAUUAUUCGGUACUGGUGAAUGGGGACCUUUCUUUGCGGCUUUUAUUCCGGGAGUCAAUAUACUUCGGAUGCUAGCUAUUGGACUUGGAAUAUGGAAAGAUGAGGCCACUGUGAAAUCAAUGAGCAGAUUUGGAGAUUAUAGGGAACUUCGUAGAGGACCACUGUAUUAUGCUGCAACUAUUACUUUCGCAUGCAUAAUAUACUGGAGAACUUCGCCAGUUUCCAUUGCUGCAAUUUGUAAUCUCUGUGCAGGAGAUGGUAUGGCUGACGUUGUCGGAAGGAGAAUUGGUAGUAAAAAGUUACCUUACAAUAAAUACAAGUCCUAUGCUGGUUCAAUUGCAAUGGCAUCUGCUGGAUUCUUGGCUUCUAUUGGGUAUAUGUGGUAUUUUACGUCGUUUGGAUACAUGGAAGGAAGCUGGAACAAGGUUAUAGGUUUCUUCGUUGUGUCUGUUAUCACGGCAAUAGUGGAAUCUCUUCCGAUCAGCACAGAUCUUGAUGACAAUCUCACAGUUCCCCUCACUUCCAUAUUGGUAGGAAGCAUGAUCUUCUGA